CUACGUACGACAUCCGACAUACGAUGUCUGAUAUCCAAUAGGAGAACUUGUUUUCUAGAUAUUUCAGCUAAAACAUUUUGUCGUACGAUGAUGCUUGUCGUACGAAAAUGUUCAUCAAGACUGAACUUUUUCAUACGUACGACGGACACAAGUCUCGCGAGACCACUCGAAUGGGACGAACAUGCGUCUUGCCCGGUUCGGGUAUUGCAUUAUUUCGUCCAAUUCAUCGGUUUGAGGUGAUCGGUGUAUAUCAUACUUUGAUUUCACGAUUUAUUUACGAUUCUCGCCGGAAUCGCCGUCAUUUUUGCGAUAUACAUAAUCGAGAUACAUAAUGGACAAUGCUUAUUGCACAGACUGUGGCGAAUUGUUGGAUUCCUCCGAUCACAUAUGCUGUUUAAAUAAAAAUGAAGAAUCAAAUAAUAAUUGGGAACCAUUCGACGAGAUAGUACUUCAAUCUGAAGUUCCAAAUAUUGAAGAACUAAUUAACGAGGUAUUUCGAAGACCACCAUUGUGGAAUAGCAGUCUUCCAUAUGAAAAUCGAGGACCAGCAACAAUCAAAUUUUUGUGGUCGGAGAUUGAUGAAAAAUUAAAUUUAUAUCCUGGUACAGCAUGUUCUAAAUGGCGUAAUCUACGCGACACUUAUGUCCGAAAGUUAAGUGAGCAAAAUAAAUAUGUUCCUAGUGGAAGUGCUGCUGAAGCCAAACCUAAGCCAGUAUCAUGGCCAUAUUUUGAGUUAAUGGGAUUUUUACGAUCAACAGUAACACGUCGAAAGACAUUUAGUAAUAUAAAACCACUUAUACCUUCUACCAACAAGAAUAAAUGUUAUUUAAAAGAACCAUUAAAAGAGAGAGAUCAAAAUUCUACAUGUGUUACUCCAUCAAAUUACAGAAGUAGUACUUAUAAAAAUGAC
Molecule: messenger RNA, 910 nt
Organism: Trachymyrmex cornetzi
Lineage: Eukaryota; Metazoa; Arthropoda; Insecta; Hymenoptera; Formicidae
Exons: 4
Biological process (GO): regulation of transcription by RNA polymerase II
Cellular component (GO): transcription regulator complex; nucleus
Source: RefSeq, a predicted model, not a curated record